AUGAUCCCCUUUUCGUCACAGGCGAGCACUGAAAAAUAUGAGGCACUAUCAGAUUUUCUCAAGAAAUUUUACAUCCCUACGUACGUUCUCUCGCCUGACGUCGAGGCUGUGGCGGUCCCAAGUACUCCACCUGAGAGCCCAAUUCUUGUAUUCAUCAACUCCAAAAGUGGAGGUCAACUCGGUGGAGAACUCAUUCUUACCUUCCGUACUCUUCUCAACGAAAAGCAGGUUUUUGAUCUUAACGUAGAGACUCCGGAUAAGGUGCUACAGAGGAUUUAUCUUAACCUAGAGAGGCUAAAGGACGAUUCUUUUGCUUGCCAGAUUCAGGAGAAGUUGAAAAUAAUUGUUGCAGGAGGAGAUGGCACAGCUGGUUGGCUCCUUGGAGUUGUUUGUGAUCUUGAAUUAUCCAAUCCACCUCCAAUUGCUACUAUCCCCUUGGGUACUGGAAAUAACCUUCCAUUUGCAUUUGGAUGGGGUAAGAAAAAUCCUGGAACAGAUAAGUCCUCAGUGGAGUCAUUUUUGGCUCAAGUGAUUAAGUCCAAAGAGAUGAAGAUAGACAAUUGGCACGUACUUAUGAGGAUGAAGUCUCCUGAAAAAGGCUCUUGUGAUCCUAUCGAGCUACCACCUUCUCUACAUGCAUUUCUUCCUUGUUCUCCAUCAGAUCAAGCAAAUAUGGAAGGUUACCAGACAUUUCGUGGGGGAUUCUGGAAUUACUUUAGUUUGGGAAUGGAUGCUCAAACAUCUUAUGAAUUUCAUUCCCAAAGAAAAUUACACCCUGAAAAUUUUAAAAAUCAGCUGGUCAAUCAGAGCACAUAUUUAAAGCUUGCUUGCAAACAAGGGUGGUUUUGUGCCUCUCUUCUUCACCCGUUUUCACAUAACAUAGCUCAGCUAGCACAAGUUAAGAUUUGUGACAAAAGUGGCCAGUGGAAUGACCUUCACAUUCCCCAAAGCAUCAGGUCCAUCGUAUGUUUGAAUCUUCCUAGCUUUUCUGGAGGACUAAAUCCUUGGGGAACACCAAAACCCAAGAAACAACGUGAUAGAAGACUAACUCCACCAUUCGUAGAUGACGGACUCAUCGAAAUCGUUGGUUUUAGAAAUGCAUGGCAUGGUCUUGUUCUCCUCUCUCCAAAGGGUCAUGGAACAAGACUUGCUCAGGCAAACCGGAUUAGGUUUGAAUUUAAGAAAGGUGCAGCAAAGCAUGCAUACAUGAGAAUGGAUGGAGAGCCUUGGAAACAACCACUGCCACUUGAUGAUGAAACUGUGAUAUUAGAGAUUUCACAUCAUGGACAAGUCAACAUGCUUACAACCGAAAAUUGCAAGUCCAAAAGCAUGCAUGAGUCUUUUCCCAGAGUCCGGUUUAGUGAUGAUAGAAAUGAAGAUGAACCAUUAGGGGCUCAUUGUGAAGAGGUGUUUAGAAAGUUUGGUGCAGCUGAUACAUUUAAGAUUCCCAAUGAUGUUUGAUAUUCUUUCUUUUUCCAGAAGAUA
Messenger RNA from Eruca vesicaria subsp. sativa (arugula), 1485 nucleotides. The record is from the annotation of a GenBank genome assembly. Lineage: Eukaryota; Viridiplantae; Streptophyta; Magnoliopsida; Brassicales; Brassicaceae.